Messenger RNA from Daphnia carinata, 3704 nucleotides. It is a transcript of the gene pod1, whose product is annotated as coronin-7-like. The record is from RefSeq and is a predicted model, not a curated record. The coding region runs from base 4 to 3318 and encodes 1104 amino acids. The transcript is spliced from 23 exons. Lineage: Eukaryota; Metazoa; Arthropoda; Branchiopoda; Diplostraca; Daphniidae. Gene Ontology annotation, molecular function: protein binding.
ACGAUGUUGUGUCACAUCGCGCCACCCGAGAAAACGACAAAGCUGUAUGUUGUCGUGUGGAGGGCGUGGUUUCAGUCGACUGCUUUGUGUCUUGAGGUUAUUUACAUUGUAAAUUUUGACUAUCUAACUUGUAGUCAAGUAGUCAUACUGGUGAAUAGUGGCAGCAUGUCGUGGCGAUUUAAAGCUUCCAAAUACAAGAAUGCUGCUCCUAAGGUGCCCAAACCUGAUGAGUGGGUUAGAGACCUUAAUAUUGGUUCCUAUCAGAUCAAUGGGCAGGUUAUCAAGGCAUCAGCAUCAUUCAUGGCAUUCAAUGCUGAUGUGGCAGGAAGCAAUUUGUACGUCAUUCCAUUAAACGACACAGGAAGAAAGCCCAAAAACUAUCCACUCCUUCAUGCCCAUUCCGAUUUAGUCACUGAUUUGGAUUUUUCCCCUUUUGAUGAUGGUCUAUUGGCUACAGGGUCCCAAGAUUCCAUGAUUAAACUGUGGAGCAUUCCAGAAUGUGGAUUGUCAGAGACUGUCAUUACACCAGAAUGCACACUGACACGUCUUCACCAGCGUCGAAUAGAAAAUGUUUUAUUUCAUCCUGUCGCUGAUUUUUUACUUUCCACAUCAUCCGGAAAUGCUUUGACCUUGUGGGAUAUCCACAAACAAGAAGAGCUCAUGACUUUGAAUAAUGAUGAAGAAGUCUUUCAAAGUCUGUCGUGGAAAACGGACGGUACCAUGCUAGCCACCACUUCCAAAGAUAAGAAAGUACGCAUUUGGGACCCGAGAGGCAAUUCGGUUUCCCAAUCAGCCGAUAGUCAUUCCAGUAACCGCGAGUCGGUAACCACCUGGCUCGGGGCGUCUAAUCGUAUUCUCACUUCCGGUUUCGAUUCGAGCCGGCAGCGUCAGGUCUUCGUUAGGGACGUGCGUAACUUUUCUCAAGUGGAAUUCUCUCUAGUCUUCGAUAGCUCAACUGGGUUAUUACUCCCACUCUUCGAUGCCGAUACUCAGAUGCUGUUUUUGGCCGGCAAAGGCGACAACACCAUCGGUUUCCACGAAGUGAACGAACGCGAUCCCAUCCUCACCGAAGGUUUGAGACACACGGGUCAACAAAGCAAAGGUGCUUGUCUAGUCCCUAAACGAGCGCUGAAAGUCAUGGAUGGCGAAGCCAACCGUGUUCUUCAGCUGACAGCCAACGCUGUCGUUCCCAUUUCCUACAUCGUUCCACGCAAGUCUUACCGAGAGUUCCACACCGAUCUGUUUCCGGAAACAGCCGGAUCGGAAGCACCCAUCUACGCUAGUCAAUGGAUGACUGGAACUAACGCCACGGUCGAGAAGAUACUCUUGGAUCCGAGCCGCUGGCAGGGCAAAAACCUACACAUCAUUCGUGGUCCACUAAGCCAGCGCAAAGAGGAAGCCAAAGUGGUCAAGACAACAGUGCCUACACCCCAGCCACGAAAGCCCGUUUCCGACGACGGGAGUUUAUCGUCUAAUAACAUAAUGCCUAAGCCUUUUGUCGCUCCCAAACCAUCGCCUCGUUUUAAUUCGAACGAAGGGACAACGGAGAAUCAAGGAGGUCCGCGACCCGUAGCCGUCAGGCGCUCGUCUUCAUUACGAACCGGGCCGUCUGCGACGCUGGAAGAGAAAGAAAACAACACCAACGGUAAUUUGACCGAUAUGAGCGCAAAGAAGCGCAGUGAUAGCGAUCGUACAGUCAACCAGGCGAAGAACGGUGAAGAGGAUGAUGUGUUUAAAGCUCCCACAACGGCCCAACGUCGACAAAUGUUCCAGGAUCGUAUCAAUUCCGUUCAGGAAACAUCAUCGGGUUCGAGCGUCGUGGACAGUUCAGCCAAUGCCGUGGCCGCCUCUCCUCUGCCCAAAAGGGCCACUCGUAUUUUCGGUCGGGUGGCUAAAUUCCGUCAUCUUCACGGCACCAUCAUGCCGCGCAGUACUCACCUGGAAAACUUUCGCGGCCUUGACAACGCUCUGCCCACAGAGUGCAACGGUUUCCACGGUAAUCCGGAACGUGUGGCUGUGCCACUCAACGGUCCCGGCGGUCGGAUUGCUAUUUUGGAACUGAAGAAAGGCGGCCGUCUCCCCGACGGCCCCUUAGCAGCCUUCUUUAAUACAUGCAAAGUGCUCGAUUUUUCAUGGGAUCCUUUCAACAACCGUCGCUUGGCUGUCGCUUGCGAUGAUGGACGUAUUCGCCUUUGGGAAGUCAAUGGCGAUGGAGGGAUCCUCACAGAAUCGUCCAAUGAGCCGACUAAGAUGCUGGAAGUGGCCCAAAACACGGACAGGAUAACAGUCGUAGUCUUUCAUCCGUUGGCCGCUGAUGUAAUGGCUUCCGUAUCGGCCGAUUACGUCAUUCGCAUAUGGGACAUUGAAAGUGGCACUGUGACUAUUCAACUGGAACCUCAUCCCGAUCAGGUCUUUGGCGUGGCAUGGAGUCCAUGUGGAUCUUAUAUCGCCUCGGUGUGCAAGGACGGAAAGGUGCGCAUUUUCGAGCCCCGUGCCAGUAGAGCAGCCAUUCGUCAAGGUGCCGGCCCUAAUGGAGUCAAAGGCGCUCGUGUUACAUGGGCCCUGGAAGGCAAAUUCCUUUUAGUCUCCGGUUUUGACAAGUCAUCGCAAAGGCUCUUGUACGUCUUCCGCUCGACGGAUCUUACGGCUUCGCUGAACACGCUCAAUCUGGACGUCUCGCCUACUUUACUCAUCCCGUAUUACGACGAGGACAGUGCCACCCUUUUCCUCACCGGCAAGGGAGACACCACAAUUCAUUGUCACGAAGUGUCGGAAGACCCGCCUCAUCUCUUCCCGCUGAGCCACCACAAAUGUUCCACUGCUCUUCAGGGAUUGGCCUUAUUGCCGAAACACGUGUGUCAAGUGAAAGAUGUGGAAUUUGCACGAUUCGUCACGCUGACAUCCAACUCGAUCGAGCCGCUGUCUUUCACAGUUCCUCGUGUCAAGAAUGAUUAUUUCCAAGAUGAUUUAUUUCCGCCGACUAAAGUCUUGUGGCAACCCAGUAUGACGGCCGGCCAGUGGUUGGCCGGAGCUAACAUUCCACCCAAACGGAUGGAUCUCAAACCGAACGAUAUGGAAACGCUAUCGAGUUUGAAGGCUCAGUCGACGACGCCGUCAGCCACGACGGCUCCGCCCAUCGCCGAGCCGAUUGUAUCUUCAACCAACGGCGUCGGUGGAUUCUUAUCCGCUGUCAGCGCGCGCAAAGAGCGUGAAAAGGGAGCCCAGCUGGAAGCGGCCAUCAGCUCGCAACUGGAGGUCAAUCUGACGCUGGAACAGGAUGGAAUGGUCGGCGUCGACGAAUCGGAAUGGGAUAAUUAAUGAACCGUUUUCAACAGCUGGAUGGAUGCGGGGAUCAAGAAUGGAUUGCUAAAGCUUCUACCUUAUUAUCAUAUCCAACGCGAAUAGCAAAACGAAAAGAAACAAACUUAAGAAAUUCCAUUUUUCAUAUCUCCUUUUUUUCUCUCUUGAUUCGUUCUUUUUUUUUUUAAACGUCAGUUUUUGUGCGUCGUGAUCGUUUCUAUCUUUUCAAUCCUCUUUAAAGAAAUAGCUUCCGUCUUCGUGUCAAACCCAUUAUGUAAUAGCUUUUCCAUCGUCUGUGUCAGUGCCAAUGUCUUUUAUCUCUUUUUCUUCUUCGACGAACAGAGGAAGAGAGGAGAGAAAAAAGAGUACAUCAUUGGGAAACACUUGAUAAAUUUUUAUUUCCA